UCUUAUACGUUAAAUUUAUAAAUAUUUUUAUUCCAAAAAAUUACAGCUUAUUUGGGACAUGAAAAGCGCCAAUGGUUUUGAAAUAUGGAAAAGAAAUUCUUCGACGCCAUUUUGAAUGUAAACGCACGUUUUGUUGGAGAAUAAAAUUUUGGAUAAAAUAAAGACGUGUGCGAUUGGACGCUGACUUCGGUAAAUCUCGGUUACGUUCGGCUCACAUGCAAAAAGUGCAAAGAACUGAAAGAGAGUGCAGCCAACUGAUCAUUAAAAGAAAACUAUCCGCUUGGUUGAUAGGUUAGGUGAGCGAACUGUAAACAUCAAAUAAGUUAUUUUUCUUUUCAAAAACAAAUGAUUUAUGCAAGCUAAAUAUUAAGAAAAUGAAAUAUUAUAAGCAACGUCUAACACCAAAACAUCAAGACUCUCAGCAUUUAUUAUUCUCAGUGUUUACGGCAAAUGAUAUAAGGAACUUGAGUGUGACAAAGAUCAGAACACCUCUAUCUUUUAACAUCCUUGGACAUCCACUGAAAGGUGGAUUGUAUGAUCCAGCUUUAGGUACAAUAAGAAAUUAUUCAGAGUUAUGUAGCACAUGCGGACACAAUCUCGCAAAGUGUCCAGGCCACUUUGGACACAUAGAAUUGCCAGUCUCCGUAGUCAAUCCAUUAUUCCACAAAGGAUUAUCCACCUUGCUCAAACUAUCAUGCUUAAAUUGUUUCACCUUACAAAUACCAACAUACGUCAAGAUGCUAUUGUCUGCAAAGUUAAAAUUGCUCUAUCAGGGGCAACUCGGUGAUCUCGAAGCCUUAGAUCAAGAGGUGAUGCACAUAAAGUCAACGAGUGUCCAGAAGGAAAACGAACAAACGGAGUACAUUCGUGAAGUGAUCGACGCCUACAUGCAAAACUUCUCCAACAGAAGCAGAUUUAACCACCCCACGUCCGAAAAUCACGAACAGACUGGCAACAACAUAAAGACCGUGAAUACACAGUGGCAUAUCUAUGUCGACACUAUACUAAAACAAUACGUCAGAAACAAGAGUGGGAUUUGCACGAACUGUGACAAAAUUCUGCCGAAGAUCACGACGCUGCAGAACAAGAUAAUGAUCAACAACAAGGGCGCGUCCAAGGAAAUGGUGUCGCGCGAGGUCAUCCACAAACUGGACACGGUGAUGAUUAUGCCGGAUCGGUCUAAGGAGUACAUGCGCCAACUGUGGAACAACGAGAAGGACUUUCUUCGGUUGAUCAUACCCUGUCUGGAGUCCGUGGACAUCGAGUACCCGACCGACGUCUUCUUCUUUGAGGUGAUACCCGUCCUACCGCCGAUUGUGCGGCCGGUGAACUUCGUCAACGGCCAGAUGAUAGAGCAUCCGCAGACUUACAUCUACAAGAGCAUCAUCCAGGACUGUCUGGUUCUGAGGAACAUCAUACAGACGAUCCAGGACGGCGGGACCGAUCAGCUACCGCAGGAGGGUCGACUCGUCUUCGAGCAGAUAAGAGGUCAGACGGCUGUGGAGAAGCUGCACAACGCCUGGCAGUCCCUGCAGAGCAACGUCGACCACCUGAUGGACCGCGACAUCAACCGGACCCCGGAGUCCAUCAAUGGUCUGGGCUUGAAGCAGAUUCUGGAGAAGAAGGAAGGUAUCAUCAGGAUGCACAUGAUGGGUAAAAGAGUGAACUUCGCCGCGCGCUCGGUUAUUACUCCGGAUCCAGACCUCAGCAUCGACGAGAUUGGCAUCCCCGAGGCCUUUGCUCGAAAACUGACGUACCCCACGACCGUGACGCCCUGGAACGUCGUUGAGCUGCGACGAUUGGUCCUGAACGGACCCAACGUUCACCCCGGCGCGGUCUUGAUCGAGAACGAGGAUGGUUCGGUGCAGGCCAUUAAAAGCAAUGACGCUAUGCAGCGGGAGGCGAUCGCGAAGCGUCUGCUGACGACCAGCAGAACCGACGAAGCCUUUGUCGGCGUGAAAACGGUGCACCGACACCUUCAAAACGGCGACGUGCUGCUGCUGAAUAGACAGCCGACUCUGCACAGACCCAGCAUAAUGGCCCACAAGGCGCGGGUGCUCAAGGGAGAGAAGACUCUGCACCUACAUUACGCGAAUUGUAAGGCCUACAAUGCGGACUUCGACGGCGACGAGAUGAACGCUCACUUUCCGCAGAACGAGCUGGCCAGGAGCGAGAGCUACACCAUCGCCAACGUGUGCAACCAGUACCUGGUGCCGAAGGACGGGACCCCGUUGAGCGGUCUCAUACAGGAUUACAUGGUGUCCGGGGUGCAGCUGACCACCAGGGGUCAGUUCUUCUCGCGUACGCGUUACACACAAUUAAUUUACGCGGCACUUUCGACGGUCCAGGGAGACAUAACUCUCCUGGCACCGAGUAUCGUCAAGCCGAGACCUUUGUGGUCGGGCAAACAGGUCCUUUCCACCGUCAUCAUCAAUAUUAUUCCCUUGGGCAAAGCACGGAUCAAUCUGGUCUCCAAUACCAAGAUAAACGCGAAGGAAUGGCAGAUGGAAGCGUCGCGAACGUGGAAGUCCGGGGUAGAGUUCAAGGAUCCUAUAACAAUGUCGGAAGCCGAGGUUGUGAUUCGUCACGGGGAAUUAUUAUGUGGAGUGCUGGACAAGACCCAUUAUGGAGCGACCUCCUACGGUCUCAUUCACUGCAUUUACGAGUUAUACGGCGAGGAGUGCGCGAGCAAGACGCUGAGCGCCUUCGCCAGGUUGUUCCAAACCUAUCUGCGGUACAGCGGAUUUACCCUGGGCGUCGAGGACAUCCUGAUAACACGGAAAAUCGACAAGAGGCGUAAAGAAAUCAUUUCCAAUUGCCGGAAGAUCGGGGAGAAUAUACAGAGGUCCGUCGCGAAGCUAGCUGAUGAUUCCUCCACGGAUGAACUUAAGGAAAAGAUUGAAGAUUCUUAUUGGGACAAUCCGAAAUUUCGCGCGCAAAUUGAUCACAAGUACAAGAGCGCAUUAGACGUUUACACCAACGAUAUUAAUAAGACCUGUCUGCAGCUGGGGCUCUUUAAGAAGUUCCCCAGCAACAACUUGCAGCUCAUGGUGCAGUCCGGGGCGAAGGGAUCCAUGGUUAACACCAUGCAGAUAUCGUGCUUGCUCGGUCAGAGCGAGCUGGAAGGCAAGAGGCCGCCGCUGAUGAUCAGCGGGAAGAGUCUAUCGAGCUUCUUAGCGUACGACCCGACGCCCAGAGCCGGCGGCUUCAUCGACAACAGAUUCAUGACCGGGAUCAAGUCCCAGGAGUGCUUCUUCCAUUGCAUGGCGGGUCGGGAGGGUCUGGUAGAUACCGCCGUGAAAACCAGCAGAUCCGGAUAUCUGCAGAGGUGUCUGGUGAAGCAUCUCGAGGGUUUGGUAGUGGGUUACGACGCGACCGUCAGGGACUACGACGGCAGUCUGAUUCAGUUUUAUUACGGAGAGGACGGCCUCGACAUCCCGGGGUCGCGAUUCCUGCGAAAGGAACAAAUACCAUUUCUGGUAGACAAUAAAGACGCCAUCGUGGACGCGGAAUUAUUAGAACGUCUAAAGACGAAUGAUAAGGAGAUCGCGAAGAUGACGAAGAAGAUCAAGAAGUGGGAGAGCAAAAAUGGUCCCGCCUUGCAAAAGAGAAGAGUCAGCGAGUUCGGUAGGUUCUCUAGUGAGAACCAAAAUCCCAAUUCUUUGAAGAGGAGAUGCAUCGACGGUCACAGCGGAAGAAGCAAGGCCGCAUUGUCCUUGAUUCGAAAGUGGAUGAAAGCCAAGGAUGAGGUAAAGGACACCUUUCGCGCCUUGUGCGCCACGUGUCCGGAUCCGGUGACGUCCAAGUACAGGCAGGACAUCGAAUUCGGGGUAUUGCCGGAGCGAAUAGAGGGUUUGAUGGACGAGUACCUUUCUGCCCCUUCGCCAAGGAUCAAGAAAUCCACUCUAAGAGACUUGUUAUCCGUCAAACUCAUGAGAACCAUUUGUCCGCCCGGCGAACCGGUCGGCUUAUUAGCUGCCCAAUCCAUAGGCGAGCCAUCCACCCAGAUGACUUUGAACACCUUUCACUUCGCCGGACGUGGCGACAUGAACGUGACUUUGGGUAUCCCCAGGUUGCGUGAAAUUUUAAUGAUGGCGUCGAAGAAUAUUAAAACCCCGAGUAUGGAGAUACCCUUCCUGAAGGAUCUACCAAAUUUGGAGAAACAGGCGAGGAAACUGAGAUUGAAGUUAAACAAGUGCGUCCUUCGCGACGUGUUGAAGGACGUCACGAUCAGCAGGAGGAUGGAAGAGGGCUCGCAUCGAAGAUUAUUGCAUACAGUAACGAUUGAGUUUAUUCCUUACAAAUCCUAUAAGGGAGAAUUCUCCGUCCGUCCGGAGGACGCGAUCAGGUGUACCGAGAAGGUGUUCUUCAGCAAUAUGUUUAAGGAGAUUCAGAAGCUCGCCAAGGCGAGCAAAGUUCUGUUGCACUUCGAGGCUGAGAAGAAACGAACGAGCGACGAGGACGCGAUGAUAGAUCAGAUUGACCCGGACGAUACGAUGCUGGAAAAUACCGGGGAAAAAACGCGGAUGGAUUUAGGGGAGAUGCACGAGUCCUCCGACGAGGAAGAGAUCGCGGAGGACGCUGACGCGACGAUGAGCAGGUCGUUGUCGCGUCAUCAGGAGAAUCAAGAAUACGAAGAGUCCGAAGGAGAAGAAGAUGAAGAGAUGGAUGACCCUGCUUAUGAUAAGGAGGAAAAUAAUGUGGAUAAUAAUAAUAUGAGUAAAAUUCUCACGGAGAAUAAGGAGAAUAAUGAAGAGGAUAAUCAUACUAAAGAAAGAUUGAAUAACAAAAAAGAUGACAAGCUUUCCGACAAAAGACAAACUGUCAUAAGUACAUACGAGCAUGCUGUCGAUUAUGAUUACGACAGAAAUAAAUUAUCGUGGUGUAAAUUCACAUUUUGGUUACCACUCAAAAUGAUCAAAUUAGAUUUACCAACAAUAAUUAGAAAUGCAGCAGACAAAACUGUUUUAUGGGAAACGCCGUGCAUCAAGAAAGCUUUUACUUUUCAAAAUAAAGGCGAAACAAUUCUUAAAACAGAUGGUUUAAAUAUAGUGGAAAUGUUUAAAUACGAUAAUAUACUUAAUUUAAAUAAACUGUAUUCCAAUGACAUCUACAAUAUUUCUCAAACAUAUGGAAUCGAAGCUGCGAAUAAAGUUAUUGUGAGAGAAGUCAGGGACGUCUUCAAGAUGUACGGUAUUACUGUGGACUUCAGGCAUCUAUCUUUGAUCGCCGAUUAUAUGACAUUCGACGGCACGUUUCAACCACUUAGUCGGAAAGGAAUGGAAAAUUCCGCCUCACCAUUGACGCAAAUUAGUUUUGAAAGUUCGCUAGCUUUUUUGAAAAGUGCGACAUUGCAGGGAAAAAAGGACGAUAUAUUAUCACCCUCGAGUAGACUGAUGUUAGGACAACCGUGCAAGUCUGGUACUGGAGCAUUCUCUGUAUUGCCAUCAUUAUACACAUAAAAAAUACACACAAUAUAUCAUUCUCUAUAUGAAUGCAUAAUUAUAUUUUAUAUAUUUGUAAAUUGAUUACAUUUAUUUUUGCA
Molecule: messenger RNA, 5545 nt
Organism: Nylanderia fulva
Lineage: Eukaryota; Metazoa; Arthropoda; Insecta; Hymenoptera; Formicidae
Gene: RpI1
Product: RNA polymerase I subunit RpI1
Biological process (GO): DNA-templated transcription
Cellular component (GO): RNA polymerase I complex
Molecular function (GO): DNA binding
Source: RefSeq, a predicted model, not a curated record